This is a messenger RNA of Panonychus citri (citrus red mite), 4824 nucleotides long. Its product is annotated as ovochymase-2-like. Gene Ontology annotation, biological process: proteolysis. NCBI's taxonomy places the organism in Eukaryota, Metazoa, Arthropoda, Arachnida, Trombidiformes, Tetranychidae. Bases 2258 to 4006 code for a protein of 582 amino acids. The record is from RefSeq and is a predicted model, not a curated record. The transcript is spliced from 11 exons. Gene Ontology annotation, molecular function: serine-type endopeptidase activity.
AUUGGGAGUUGAUAGAUGGCGAGACCUUCAACCGGUGUGACCCCAACAUCUGAUUGAGAUUUUGAAAGUUGAUUGUUUACUAAAUUGUGAUUAACAAAAUCUUAAUCUUUUUGUAGUUAAUUUAAUUUGAUUUGAUUGUUUAAUCAAUUGUGUUUUGGUCCAUUGUUUGUAGGAGGAAAAGAGAGAGAGAGAAAAAAAUAAUACGAGAAAACGAUUAUGUAAACAAAAUCCUUUUCUCUUUGUGUUUUCUGUUCCUCAUCAACAUCUAUUGGCAUCUCUCUGUUUACUAAAUGUAAUUAUUACAAUCAGUUUAAUGAUGUUGAUUGUUCAUACGUCUUUCCCUUUCAUAGGUUACGUCAAUUGUGUUAAAUUGAUCGAUCAUCAAUGGUAUAACAAAUGAUUCUACGGGAAUAACGUUUAACUUACUAUUCAAAUCUCCUCUCAAAAAUGAUUGAGGAAUUAUUUCAAAAUCAUCAACAGUUGAUCAGCGUCUUUGGAAUUUCAAUUUGUUUUAAUCGAUUUUCUAUUCUUUUUAUGGAAAAACAAAGAAAAGAGAAAAAAAACAUUCUGAGUAAACAUGGAAAUCUCAUGGAAAAUUAUUGAAAAUGAAGAGCGGAAAUAAACCAUUCGGAUAUCUUUUCUCUUCCCAAACAAUUAACUGUUCAUGAUUAAUAUUGAUGAUCGCUGAUCAAUGGGCUAACCACAACAGUAAACAUUUCCAUCAUCAAAUUGAUCAUCUUAAUAAUCUUGAUUUUUUCUCCUCUUCAAAUCAAACUGAUGAGAUUAAUUUUUAGUUUUUUGUUUUUAAAUUUUUCAUUCUAAUGAUUAAUUUCAACUGAUCAUCAAAUUCAAAUGAACGAAAGAUCAAAGUCAAUGAUUGAUUAAGUGAUUAACCUUGGAUGACAUUGGAAUUAUAUCAAUUACGUGAUAAUUACCCACUGAUAAUUUACAUGGAGAUGGAUUUGGUCUAGACGUUUAAUCACAAUUGAAAACUAGAAUCAAGAUUAUAUACAAUUUAAAUUGUAAUAAUCUAAACUACUAACCGAGUUUUGUUUCUUCAUUUGUCAAACAAUUUAGAUUCAGUAUCAUGAUUAUUUAUCUUUGGUUGAAUUUGGUUUUCCUGUUUUUCUCAAAAUGGAAAUUUUUUUACUUGGAAACAACAAUCAAGAGACAAUUAGAGAUAAAUUAACUAAUUGGCAUCACUGAUCACGUUUUCUCUUUAAUCUUAUAACCUUGUUAUUGAACAAUUAGAGUAAUCAAACAAACUGUGGUUGGAACAAAUUGUCAACAGUAAAUUAAACAAGCGAUUCCAAUGAUUAUUUAAAUCAGUGAGGUGAAGAUGGAGAUAGACAAUAACAAACAUGUUCUGAAUUUACACAAUCACCUAUGGAAAAGGAAAUUCCCAUUUACAUUUUAUGUAUUUGAUUAACCGGUAAUCACUAAUUGUAAAGACUAAAUUACCAAGGUUUUCAGUGAAUUACUCUAAUUAGCCAAGAAUUAGAUGGAAAAUCAAAUCAAACCAAAUUAACUGGAUUCUUUCAACAUUAGAUUGGCAACAUCAUCUAUCAUAUUUAAACCGAUCAUCAUCCAAUUGUUGUGAUAGCAAACACAAUUAAUCUCAUUCAGCUUACAUUGAUAACUAAACAAUUCUAAUUCUUAAUCACAAUCAACAACAAUCAAUUUUUACUUUCAAUCAUUGAAAUGUUAUAAGUGACACAUUGAUGAUAGAUAAUAAAAAGAUAACGGAAACAAUUAAAAAGAUGACUAACAGCAAGUCAAUAAACAGCAUUUCCAAUCCACAGGUGAAAUAUCAAUUAUGAUGGAAAUCAAUUAAAUUUAAUCAGCAAUUAAAAUUAAUUUCUUAAUCAACAAUUAACUCUCUAAUCGACACAAUCGCUUUUCUUAAUUGCCCGAAAAACUUUAAUGAUUAACUUUUUUGAUUGUUAUUGGAAAGAAAUCAAGUCGAUGCUUAUUUUCCUUCACCUGACAUUUCAAUUAAAUUGGUUCGUCAUUAAUAUUGAAACAAUUGAUUGUUGGUUUAAUUGUCUAAACCUCAGCAAUUUAAUGUAUUGUAAGUUAAUUUGAUUGAUAUGGAUCAAAUUUUCAUGAUGAUUUGAUUUCACUGUUCACACCUUUGAUUGAUUUAAUAAUGAUUAAAAGGCGAAGAUAAAUUCAGUUAAUAAAUCUUGUUCAUCUUUCAAUUGAGACAAAUUAAUUGUGAUCAAUUUAUUUUUUCUUCCCCAAUUAACUAAUCAUCAUGUUAAUCUAUUUCCUUUUAACUUUUAACAGUUUCCAUUUGAUUCAAUCAACAAUAACAAAUUUAUCAAUAGUCAAUGAAAUCAACAAUGAGAACGACCUCAUUUGGAAUCAAUUAAGUUACAAAGAAAAUUGGCCUUACAAUCAAUCUAAUCAUGAGAGGAAAUUAAUUAGAAGACAAAAUGUUGCAUCGACUUGUGAUUGUGGCCUCGAGAAUUGGUCAGAUCGGAUUGUCGGUGGAUCUGAGGUUAAUCCAAAGCAUCGGUACCCUUGGUUAAUUGCGAUUAGAUUUGCAGGUCGAUCAAUUAUCUGCGGCGGAGCUUUAAUUGAUUCCCAAUACAUAUUGACCGCUGCCCAUUGUUUGGUCGGACUUGAAGCCAAUGAGAUCGACAUAUUGAUCGGCUGUCAUGAUGUCCGUCGAGUUGAUUGUAAAGUCCAUUCAGUGGAAAGGAUAAUUUCCCAUCCGAAUUACAGUCGUCGUUAUCACGAGAAUGAUAUUGGACUAAUUAAAUUAACUAAUCGAGUUACAUAUUCAUCAACUGUUCGUCCAGCAUGUCUACCGUCCCCCUCAUCAUCACCAGCGGUCAGCGGAUCAAAAAAUCAGCCCUUAAUUGUGGCUGGUUGGGGCUACAUGGAGCAAGGAGGAUUAGCAAGUGAUGUCCUAAGACAUACAACAGUUAAUUAUGUUGAUAAAUCAACUUGUCGAUCAUCAUAUCCAUCAUCUUAUAUCACUGAUAAAAACUUUUGCGCCUCAACAAUUAACUCAGACGCUUGUCAAGGUGAUUCCGGUGGACCUGCAAUGAAACGUAAUCAAUUUAAUCGUAUUGAAUUAACUGGAAUCAUUUCAUUUGGUCGGGGAUGUGGUAACACCGAUUCCCCUGGAGUUUACACCGAUGUAGUUAAAUAUCUUGAUUGGAUUGCAAUUAACUCACAAUUUGCUGGAUGCUUUUCAUCAAACUCUGAUGAUAAUACCAAGGAGAAAAUGAUUUCGGGAAGAUGUGGAUUAGUUAAAUCAAAGGUUCGACAGACUCGAGUUGUUGGUGGUCAAGCAAAUCCACAGAUUAAUUAUCCUUGGACUGCUGCAAUUGGAUAUAAAGGACAAUUAAUCGGAGCUGGAACCUUGAUACAAUCAAAUCUAAUUCUGACCACUGCAUCACUGAUUAGACCAAUAAUUGAAUCUCAUGAUUAUAAUGUUAGACAAUUGUUGGUCAUCUUGGGCGCUUUUGACAUAACCCAACGUGAAAAUGACCGUCGAUCAUUUCAAGUGUCAAGGGUCAUCAUUCAUCCAAAUCAUUCACUGACCAACCGUUAUAAAAAUGAUUACGCCAUUUUAAUUUUAUCCUCAUCAUCUGAAUUUACUCCCAUUUGUUUACCCUCGGCGGAUUCACCUUAUCCUGUAAAUUACAAUGUCCGGUCACUUGGUUGGGGACGGACAACAACAAGUUCAGGUGGAUCAAAUUCAUUGAGAUAUGUUGAUCUUAAAUUAACUGAUCGAUCUAAUUGUUUACAAUAUUAUUCAAACAAUUUAAGUAAUGAUCAAUUCUGUGCUUCCGGAUACAAUAAAGGUCCUUGUAAUGGCGAUGAAGGUGGACCAUUAAUGAUACAAUUUAAUCAACAAUACUAUUUAGCUGGACUCUAUUCCCAUGUCCAUCCAAAUCAACCUUGUGGUCAACAGGGUUCACCAAGUUUAUUUACUGAUACAAGACAUGGACUUGAUUGGAUUCAUAAGAUUAUGUAUUCAAAUCAGUGAUUUGAUUUUGCUGAAUUAAAUUAAACCGAUUUGAGGAAAUCAAAUCAAAAGAGAAACUUUGAAAGUGAUUUGAUAUUUUCCAAAGUUAAUCAGUUAUCGUAAAAGUUGAUAAAGAAAAAGACAAUUAAUGAGUAGGCUGGUAACUGUAAUUGUCCACAAUUUACAAGCAAUCAUAAUAAUCAACCACCGUUCAAGUGACAAUAAGUGUAAAUAAUUUAUGUUCAUAAUAUUUGAACAAUUUGUUAACUAUAAUUGUCCCGUUUUUUUGGUUAAAAAUGUUCACAAAAUGAUGGAUAUCGAGAUGAGGAUAACAACAAAAAAAACGAACCAAAAUUUGAGUAUAAAAAUAUAACAAUUUACUUAUUGUUAAUUCACUCGAAUUUGUCUCAUCUCGUCUUGUGGACUUGUUGUUAUUGUCGAAGGUCGGAUUUUGUCGGUCGACCCUCAGGACUUGGUUAAAGGACAAAAGGACACACAAUAGAUUAGCUUAUUUGCAUGGGCGUUUUUUUCUCUCUCUUUUCGAACUCAUUGUUUUGUCUUUCAUUCGCCGAUCAUAUGUAUACACUUAUACUCCCCCUCGAAAACUGGCCUUGGUCAAUAGUUCGUAAAGGUAACAAAUGAGUAUCUUCCUGUUUUUCUGACUUUUUCUAUUGUUUAUCUCGACAUAUACACGCUCACAGUGAACGGUACAUUACCGACGACAGCCCACUUUUGUUGGCCCGUUUUUAUCGCUCAUUUUCAUAUUAUUACUUUACCAUAAUGAUCAGUUUUUAUCGUGUGUUUGGUUAAUCAAUAUUAAAUUAAAAAGUCCAAUUUUA